Molecule: messenger RNA, 593 nt
Organism: Melanotaenia boesemani (Boeseman's rainbowfish)
Lineage: Eukaryota; Metazoa; Chordata; Actinopteri; Atheriniformes; Melanotaeniidae
Gene: timm8b
Product: translocase of inner mitochondrial membrane 8 homolog B (yeast)
Exons: 2
Coding region: 136-405 (89 amino acids)
Source: RefSeq, a predicted model, not a curated record
GCGGCUCAUCUUUUGACUUGGAAAUCAGCGCUUUUUGCGCAGCCGCAGUGGUCCCAGGCGUGAAACGCGAAGGUGACCUCCUCUCCCGCGCUUGUUACCGGCUCCUCGCGCGCUCUUCUGGUUGUUCCUUCAGGCAUGGACAACUUUGAUAAUUUCAGUGCUUCGGAGAAAGCGGAAGCGACGGAGCUCCAGAGGCUGAUCGCUGCAGAGCAGCAGAAAGCUCAGUUCCAGGCUCAGGUGCACAGUUUCACCGACGUCUGCUGGGACAAGUGUGUGGACACUCCAGGCUCCAAGCUGGACCACCGGACCGAGACGUGCCUGGUGAGCUGCGUGGAGAGAUUCAUCGACACCACCCUGACCAUCACCAACCGCUUCACACAGAUGGUGCAGAAGGGAGCACAUUGAUGAUGGACUUUCAUGGGACUUUCAGUUUUUUGUUUUUCUACCAGGUUGACUGAGAUGACAUGAAGAGGACUGUGUGAUCUUUAGCUGGUGGUGUUUGGGGGGUGGUAACCAUGGAAACGCCCCAUGGUUCUGGAUGUGAAUGUGAAAGUCCUGUAAGGGGAUUUUAUUAAACCGCCAUGUGUAGCCUG